UCGGAUCCUACCCGAUAGAAUAUCGUUGAAGUAGUGUCGUUUCUUCAGCUGAAAAUACAGAGAGAAAGAGACGUGAAAAUGGUGUUUCAGAAUAUGAAGCUUCCUUUCACAACCCACUCCUUCUUUCGAACUGCUUAUCACUCUACUCUUUUCUUCUUCCCUAACCACAAAACUUCGUCUUCUUCAGCGAAGUGGUUUAGAGGUGAUCAGCAUUGCUCCUUCAGAAGAUUUUCUGUAAAGUCAGCCAAGUUCCCUCUAUCAAAGAAAAAAAAGAGACUUGAUGAGGUAUGCUUGGAGAGGUUUCAACAAUAUAGCCGAACCUUCAUACAAUCAUGGAUAAUACAAGGAAAAGUGUAUGUGAACGGUAAGGUGGUAAAUAAAGCUGGGACACCUGUCUCAGAUGAAGCUGUUGUGGAGAUCAACGCUGAAGUUCCAAAAUAUGUAUGUAGAGCAGGAUACAAGUUGGAGGCUGCUAUUGAGCAACUAGGAGUUGAUGUUACAGAUAAAAUUGCUCUUGAUUCAGGGUUGUCAACUGGAGGAUUUACUGAUUGCCUGCUCCAGCAUGGCGCUGCUUUUGUAUAUGGAGUUGAUGUAGGCUAUGGGCAGGUGGCAGAUAAAAUUCGCCGAGAUGAACGAGUCUCUGUUAUAGAGCGAACAAAUUUAAGAUAUCUUCCUGGGCUUCCGCAAAAAGUUGAUCUGGUGACUUUAGAUCUGUCCUUCAUCUCCAUACUCAUGGUGAUGCCUGCUGUGGUCAAGGUGAUGAAGGAGCAAUCCACAUUAAUUACCCUUGUAAAGCCUCAGUUUGAAGCAAAGAGAUCCCAGGUAGGUAGUGGUGGUAUAGUUAGAGAUCCAGAGGUCCAUAAAGAGGUUCUAGAGAAGAUAACAAACGGGGUGCAAAGUUUCGGGUUUCAAAGCAAAGGAUGGAUUGAGUCCCCUCUAAAGGGCGCUGAGGGUAAUAUAGAGUUCUUGGUUUGGUUUGAGCGAACAGCUGAGGAAGCCGUAUCUGUUGUAUAAGUUAGUGACAUUUUCCUGGGCUCUUCAUGGGAGAAACACACGAAGUAUCAGAGCAAGCUAUCAUGUUAACAAAGGACAAAGAGUUGAGAAAAUGAACGUCUCCUUGGCCAAAAGGACUGCAAUGGUGUUGCCGACUUGCCGUUAAUCCACUAGGACUUUACACCGAAUGGAUGAUGAUUUACUGUCUAUAUUAAGCUUCGAUGCAAUACCAGAAGUCGGUAUUUUGAUGAUUUAUAUCCUGAUUAUAGCCAAAGCCAAACCGUAGCUGUAAGGCCAAUAGUGACUGCUUAAUAUUCUUAUACAUGAUGUUUAGGUAUGCCUUUCCAGAACAUGUUAUGAUUCCCACUAUAUUAUUCCUUCCAUUUUAAAAAUUUAGGUCGUCAUAUGACAUUUUGGGGGAUAGUUGAUGUAAAUGUACUGUUUCAUAUUGUCUCAACGGAAACUUUGAUGGGAAAUCUUCUAGUACAUGUAUAACUUUGCAGUAGUCAAUAAUAAUGAUUAAACUCCAA
Beta vulgaris subsp. vulgaris (sugar beet) is the source of this 1523-nucleotide messenger RNA. RefSeq lists its product as hypothetical. The record is from RefSeq and is a predicted model, not a curated record. The transcript is spliced from 9 exons. The coding region runs from base 79 to 1014 and encodes 311 amino acids. Gene Ontology annotation, biological process: methylation. Gene Ontology annotation, molecular function: RNA binding; methyltransferase activity. NCBI's taxonomy places the organism in Eukaryota, Viridiplantae, Streptophyta, Magnoliopsida, Caryophyllales, Amaranthaceae.